AUGCUCGACGUAAACGAUUUCAUCGUCGAGCGUGGAGGGAACCCGGAACGCAUCCGAGAAUCUCAGCGUCGCCGUUUCGCAGACGAGGCAGUCGUCGACCAGGUUAUCGCCCUAUUUGAGGAUCACCGAAAGACUCAGUAUAGCGCAACGCAAAUUAGCAGCAAAAUCAAUGAGGUGCAGAAGCUAAUCGGGGCCAAGAAAAAGGCCAAAGAAGAUGCAACCGAUCUUCUGCAACAGAAGAUUGAGCUUGAGAAAGAGAAGAAGCUUACCGUCGAGUCUGCCGUGCAGAAGGAAAAGGACCUUCGGACGAAAAUCAAGACCAUAGGAAACAUUGUCGACGACAGUGUACCCAUUAGCAACAGCGAGGAUAACAAUGCUGUGCAACGAACUUGGGCGCCAGAAGGUAUUACUGUCGAGAAGCGCAACGUGCUCUCCCAUCAUGAAGUGCUCCUUCGUCUUGACGGCUACGACCCAGACCGGGGUGUCAAGGUCGUUGGCCACCGCGGUUACUUCUUGCGGCAAUGGGGAGUAUUCCUCAACCAAGCGCUCAUCAACUACGGACUCGAGUUUCUCUCCCAACGGGGAUACUGCCCUCUACAAGCCCCCCAGUUCAUGCUGAAGGACUACAUGGCCAAGACUGCCCAGUUGGAUGAUUUCGAUGAGCAACUUUACAAAGUUGUCGAUGGGGACGAGGCAAACGACAAGUAUCUCAUCGCAACAUCCGAACAGCCUAUCUCGGCUUUUCACGCUGAUGAAUGGCUUAUUGCCAAAGAUUUGCCUAUUAAGUAUGCUGGUUAUAGCACCUGCUAUAGACGAGAGGCUGGAUCUCAUGGACGAGAUGCCUGGGGCAUCUAUCGUGUCCAUCAAUUCGAGAAGGUUGAGCAAUUCGUUCUCACCGAUCCUGAAAAAUCGUGGGAAGCCUUCGAGGAGAUGAUCGGCGUUUCUGAGGAGUUUUACCAGACUCUGGGACUACCUUACCAGGUGAUUGCCAUAGUUUCCGGCGCGUUGAACAACGCUGCUGCCAAAAAACUUGAUCUCGAGGCUUGGUUUCCCCAUCAGGGAGAAUACAAAGAGCUAGUCUCUUGCUCGAACUGCACCGAUUACCAGUCACGCGCGCUAGAUAUCCGUUUCGGCGCCAAGACUCAGACAGACGCGAAAAAGAAGUAUGUUCAUUGCCUGAACUCAACGCUGUGCGCCACCACGCGGACGCUGUGUUGUGUCUUGGAGAACUAUCAAACCGACGAAGGUCUUCGUGUCCCGGAGCCGCUUCGUAAAUACCUUCCCGGUGCCCCGGAAUUUAUUCCAUUCGCGCGUGAUUUACCCAAGGAAGCCGCCGGCGUAAAGAAGACUCUGCCGCAGCGCGAGAGGAAAUGA
Molecule: messenger RNA, 1374 nt
Organism: Beauveria bassiana ARSEF 2860
Lineage: Eukaryota; Fungi; Ascomycota; Sordariomycetes; Hypocreales; Cordycipitaceae
Product: putative serine-tRNA ligase, cytosolic
Exons: 7
Coding region: 1-1374 (457 amino acids)
Biological process (GO): seryl-tRNA aminoacylation
Cellular component (GO): cytosol
Molecular function (GO): tRNA binding; serine-tRNA ligase activity; ATP binding
Source: RefSeq, a predicted model, not a curated record